Messenger RNA from Rotaria sp. Silwood1, 864 nucleotides. The record is from the annotation of a GenBank genome assembly. Lineage: Eukaryota; Metazoa; Rotifera; Eurotatoria; Philodinida; Philodinidae.
AUGUUGGUUAUGGAAUCACAACGAAUAAUUUUUUCUCAUGGUUUAUCAUUAAUUCGUCUUAAAUCACUUCGUAUUGAAUCACAGCAACCAGAUAUACUUAUAUCACUUCUUAUUAAUUUAGCUUGUUUACCUCGUCUUUUCUCUAUUGGUAUUGAUACAAAUAUUCAAACAAUGUUACGAAUUACAUUAUCAAAUUUAACAGAUAUAUCAAUACCUAUGAAUGAUGUAAAAAAAAGAUGGUACGAAUAUAUACAAGAUAAUAUUUUAGAUUCUUUUGUUGAAUAUUCGAAAUCUACUCAACUAACUAUUAAAUAUGUUGAUUUUCAUGAUUUUGAUGAAAACGUAAAGAUGAAUAUGACACGUGUUUUAACUAUAGCACAAAUUUACCAUUUGAAGAUUUCAGAACAGAAUGUUUAUGUUAAUGUAUUAAGUGCAAUUAUAAGUUUAUUACAAGAACUUACAACAUUAAAAAUUCAUUUUUUAUCAUUAUAUAAACCAAUAAUGUUAGAUUCUGAAGAAUUGAUUAGUGAUCUUUCAAUAAAUCAUACAAGUAAAGUUAGAAAAAUAUAUCUUCAAACGAUGUAUGAAAUUCGAGAGUUUUCUAUUCUUUUGAAUGCAUGUCCUUAUAUGGAAUAUCUUAAAGUAGAUUAUACAGAAAAAAUGAAUUUUAAAUUUGUCCUACGAUAUAUUUUGAAAAAAAUAAAAUAUGAUUGUAAUGAACAUCUUCGUUUAUUGUGUUUUCGUGUUCCAACAGUAAAUGAUGAAACGAUUGAAAAAUUAAAUAAAAUGAUUAAUCUUGAAAAAAUUCCAUGGAACUUUAAAAUUAAACGAAUAGCUGAGAACUUAUAUUUUGAAUGGAAAUGA